AUGGUCAGUCCACUGAGCCCGUACAAACGCGUCUUGGCCAGGCGUGCAGAGAGUGAGCUCUCCCGCCUCGCCAGUGAACCUUGCACUGUCUCCCGCUCUCGGAGAUCUCUGCAGCAGCCCCGAACCUUCUCCCCAGCUCAACACCGCCAUUCAGUGGCCAAAAGGAGGACGAUCCGCCGAGGGUUCCAUACUGCCACAAGCGCUCCUGUUGGUUGCACGGAGGAGUGCAUGUUUGACACCAAGGUAGAGAAGGCAAUUCGGCCUGUUACAGACCCAAGGAAGGAGCAAACUUAUGAUACGUUGCCUGGAUAUUUUCCUGAGAAUCACAUUGAGAAGGAAGACCCACAGCCUUGGAGUUUAUCACAAAACGAUGGCGGGCAAAGUCGACCUUCACGCGGCUCCAGGUUUGAACGCAGUGUCGAUGACAAGGGAAACACGAGCUCUGCUGGGAAAUCAAAUUCUAGUGUGCUUCAAAUACAACAAGAUGACGAUAAUAGUCCUUCCAGUGGUAGUCUGGAGGACGGGAACGAGGACUUCCCCGGAGAUGUGGAUCCUUCCACACCCCGGUUUGUCAACAGUGCGUCUCCGUGGGGGAAACCAGUGCAAAAGGUGCCCCCAUCUUGGAUGACGACCCUGUACUUCUCCGGGCGCCAGGAGCAGCUGAGAGUAAAACCAUCCGUAGGGGUGGAGCUGCCCAGGGACAAGUUCAGCCUGGAGCUAUGGGUGAAUCCAGAAGGUGGACAGAGCAACCCUGCGGUUAUUGCAGGUGUGUAUGACAACUGUUCCCAUUCGCUAAGUGAGAAGGGCUGGUCAGUAGGCAUUCGAUCUAUGGACUCUGCAGGCACCAAGGAUGCACGAUUCUACUUCACGCUUCGCACAGACCGAGCUUUGAAGUCUACCACUGUAAUCAACCACCGGCAAUACAGAGCAAAUGCCUGGACUCACCUGAUUGCGACAUACAAUAGCCACAACAUGACCUUAUAUGUUGAUGGGGCUAAGGUGGGAGAAAGUACUCUCCAGUUGGGAAAUCUCUAUAGCCCCUUCAUGAAGACCUGCAGAACUUUCAUCCUGGGAAGUAACCAGUCAGAACAGGGACAGGGCUUUAGGGGCCAAAUAGGAGGUGUAGUGUUGUGGGACUACGCCCUUUCUCAUGAGGAUCUGCAGAUGCGACCACUCCAAAAGACGAAGCCUCUACUGGCUAUGUGGGCUGACUUUACAAAUGUGGAACAGAUCUGGACUCCUUACAAAACUGGAUUUCAUCCGGCUGUCAUCCCCACUCCUGUCCCUGAUUUAGAGCUUGUCUCCUCCUUCUUGCCACCACCCUGUGGCCUUACAUCUUGUGACAACACGGAUAUAAUUUUUGGUUACAACAAUUACGGGCCGCUCCGUGCACCCAAACGAGUCCGCUACAGAAUUAUCAAUCUCUCCAAUGAUGAUGGCGGUAACCCUACUGUAACACCAGCCCAGAUUAACCUCCAACAUCAGGCCCUGAUUGAUGCCUUUCACCCUUACAAUAUCACCCUAGAGUUGACUGUACACACAGUCAGAAACACCAGUCUCCGGCAGCGUUUCAUUCUUAGUAACUGUCGAAUUGGGAAAAUUGGGAACCGCAAUUGUGAUCCGGAGUGUGACCAUCCAAAGACAGGCCAUGAUGGGGGAGACUGCCUUAGACUCGGUCCCUGCUACAACUGGAAAAGACAGGAUGGAGUUUGUAAUAUGGAAUGUAACAGUAUACAUUAUGACUAUGACGAUGGUGACUGUUGUGACCCAGAAACAACAGAUGUUCUCAAGACCUGUUUUGAUCCAGAUUCACCUGAAAGGGCAUAUAUGAGUGUGAAAGAACUUAAAGAGGAGCUUCAUCUGAGUGGCUCUGACACCCUGAAUGUGUUCUUUGCCAGUAACUCAGCACGAGAAGAGCUGGCCGGAGCUGCAACCUGGCCAUGGGCAAAGGAAGCCCUUACACAUCAAGGUGGAAUGGUGCUGAACCCAUCCUAUUUCGGCACAAGUGGACACCACAACACUAUGAUACAUGAAAUGGGCCACAUAUUUGGACUGUACCAUGUCUUCAAGGGAGUGAGUGAACGAGACUCCUGUGAUGACCCAUGUCAGGAAACCACACCAUCUAUGGAAACAGGAGAUCUGUGCGCUGACACUGCGCCAACACCCAAAUCCAAAGCCUGCCAUGAUCCUGGAACUGUUAACGAUACAUGUGGUAUCACCAUGUACCAGGACACACCAUAUAAUAAUUACAUGAGUUAUACAGAUGAUAACUGCACCAAUCAUUUUACCCCCAACCAAGUAGCCAGGAUGCACUGCUAUCUUGACUUGGUCUAUCAGAACUGGCUGAUGAAACACCGACCUGGUACCAUCCCUCUGCCACCAAUGGUGACUGACCAGAGUCCAGAUUCUGUCUCUAUUUAUUGGCUGGCACCAUUAAUGGGGUCACUCUAUGAAAGCUCCCACAUGUCUGGCGUCAAUUGUGGAGAUUGUGACAAAGAUGGUGUCUACCACCAGUAUGCUAAUGAGGCGGCCUCACCACGCAUUUGCGACACUUCAGGAUACUGGGCACCUGAUGAGGCUAUUGGCCCACCGGAUGUCGAGCAGCCAUGUGAGCCGAGUCUUCAAGCUUGGAGUCCUGAACUCAGCCUUUAUGAUACUAAUGUGACAUCCCCCUGUCCUGAACCUGAGGGUUGUACUCUCAUGCUCAAAUUUCUCUUCCCCAUUGUUCCACAAACUCUUACGCUCUGGAUAACAUACAUCUCCACAAACAAUCCUGCCAUUGCUGAAAUAGAGCUGAUAACAGACACAGGUAAAACCAUGAGCCUUGGACCACAGCACAUCUUCUGUGACAUGCCCUUCACCCUACGGCUCGAUACCAACAAUGUUGCCAUCAGUGCCAUAAAGCUCUUCACCUUUGAUGAGAAGAUGGAGAUUGAUGCUGCAAUGUUGUCUUCUGGCCCUGGUAGUCAUCUCUGCUCUGGCUGUCGACCUUUGUUGUAUCAUAUUCACCGGCGGCCACCCUUCACCAGCAAAUUGCCAUCACCUCAGACCCAGCAGACAUUCAAGGACAGAACUGUAAAAAUGGGAGAAAGGUAUGAGUACAUGAUCCAGGUAGAAAGGGAUGGUAUGCUCAGCCAUAUCUCUCCAUCCCUUUUUUACACGCAUGGCCAGCCUUACUGCGGAGAUGGUGUCAUUCAAGGGGCUGAUGAAUGUGACGAUGGAAAUAUGUUAGAUGGCGAUGGAUGCUCUAAGAAGUGUCGGAAGGAAAAGGGUUUCAACUGUGUUGGUGAACCCAGCCAAUGUUAUGUUUUUGAUGGGGACGGUGUGUGCGAAGAGUUUGAACGGGUUUCCAGUUUUCAGGACUGUGGAUAUUUUACACCUUUGGGUUACACAGACCAGUGGGCUUCUACUGCAACCGCUUCUCAUCAGGACCCUGACCACUGUCCCGCCCACGCUGCCACUGGUGAACCAUCAUUUAAAAAACUCUGUAGGUACCAGUACAUGGACGUGAGUGAAAAACUGCCCACUGAUGCAUGGUUCCCUUGCACAGCUCUCUCUGACACAAGUAAUGACCUAGACCAUCCAUUUUGGCUGAAGGUAGGAUUUGUCCAUUCUGGAGUGGCAGCUUCUGUCAUGGUGUAUCUGGCUUCAGCUGGGUCAUGUCGUGGGGAACAUUGCCAAAGGACUGCUACAAUACUGCUUUCUGAUACUACUGGAAAGAAUCAUUCACUAGGCACACAUAACCUCUCAUGCCAUCGGAACCCAUUGGUGGUUAACGUGACCCAUGACCUGUCUCAGCCUUUCUUCCUCACCUCAUCUGUAAUCCUCCUCUUCUCUUCCUCAUCUGUGGCAAUCGGGGCCAUAGCCCUGAGGACCUCUUGCCACUUCAGCACCUUCGCCGUGACCGGCUGUUUGAGGCAGGCAUGUCAGAUGGACAGCUGUACCCCCCCUCAGCUAGACCACGCCUCUGUCAGGUGUGUAGGUGGUGGGCAGUCAUCUCACUGCUCUGUUCAGUGUCACUUUGGUUUCAGCAUCACUGUCCUGAAUGGCAGGGAAGUUCCACCACACCAGAGACAGACGGAGAUGGAGUGUUUUCAUGGUCUAUGGAAUCGCGCAGUUAGUUGUCAGCCUGUCGACUGUGGCCUGCCUGAUCAUUCCCAUGUUUACCAUGCAAUAUUUAGUUGUCCCUGGGGAACAACCUAUGGAAAACAAUGCUCCUUUACCUGUGGAUCCCCAGCCAUACUACAAGGUGACAGUGACAGACUGGUAUGUUUGGAGGAUGGUUUGUGGUCUUUUCCAGAAGCCUACUGUAAGAUCGAGUGCCUAGAAGUUCCAAAAAUUCCCAAUGCCAAACUGUUGACGGCAGAGUGCCUUUCUUCGAGCCAUGAUGUUGGCUCCAUCUGCCGUUUCAAAUGCAACCCAGGCUUCUAUGUAUUGGGGAGUCUCCAAAAGAAGAUACCAAAGAAAUACUUCAAAUGUGAGUGCCUUGAGGGAGGGCAAUGGGAGGAUGCCUCCUGUGAGCCGAUAUCUUGCCCAGCAUUACCUGAUGUAUUCCAGGGCAUGUAUACAUGCACCAAUGGCCUCAACUAUGGUACACUCUGUACCCUGCAGUGUCCAGAUGCAAGAGAAAAUAGUGUGAUUCACUGCACUAAAGAAGGUGAAUGGACAGAACAGUUUACCAUGUGCUCCGGGCUCCAAGGAUCCUGCUCUGCUCCUACUGAUCUCAACUCUGUAUCAUAUAGCUGUGAUGAGGGAAUGAAUAUUGGUGCUGUUUGCUUUCCAACAUGCAUUUUAACCCCUGACAUGGACCUUCAUGACCCAGUGAUUCUGCCUAAUGGCUCAACAGUUGACCCUUUAAAACACUGGAUGCUUCCCAUUAAAGUUCAGACCAUUGUCUGCACAGGGAUGAUGAAGUGGUAUCCAGCCCCUGAAAACAUUUACUGCAUUCAGUCAUGUGAGCCUUUUGGAGGGGAUGGCUGGUGCGACACCCUCAACAAUCGGGCCUAUUGCAAGUAUGAUGGAGGAGAUUGCUGCCCUUCUACACUAUCUUCCAAAAAGGUCAUUCAGUUUGGGGCAGACUGCGAUCAGGACGAGUGCACUUGCCGUGAUCCUGAUGCCAAAGAGAAUAAGAGCAAAGCCAAGGACCCGGAAGGGAGAAUGUAA
Messenger RNA from Nerophis lumbriciformis (worm pipefish), 5163 nucleotides. NCBI's taxonomy places the organism in Eukaryota, Metazoa, Chordata, Actinopteri, Syngnathiformes, Syngnathidae. The record is from RefSeq and is a predicted model, not a curated record.